AUGCGCGGGAGCCUCAGGACGGGCGCGGGGGCCUCAGGACGGGCGCGGGGGCGCGCGUGCGCGGGGGCCUCAGGACGGGCGCGGGGGCGCGCGUGCGCGGGACCUCAAGACGGGCUCGGGGCGCGCAUGCGCGGGGGCCUCGGGACAGGCGCGGGGGGUCUCAGGAAGGGCGCGGGGGGGCGCGCAUGCGCGGGGGCCUCAGAGGACGGGCGCGGGGCGCGCAUGCGCGGGGGCCUCGGGACGGGCGCGGGGGCCUCAGGACGGGCGCGGGGGGCGCGCAUGCGCGGGGGGGGCCUCGGGCCGGGCGCGGGGGGCGCGCAUGCGCGGGGGCCCUGGGGCCGGGCGCGUGUCCCGAGCCCGCGGCCCGUCCGCGCGUCGCUUCCGGUUCCGGUCCGUCGCCGCUUCCGGUUCCGGCGCGUCGGCGUCUCCCCGUCUUUCCGUCGGCAGGGCGGGCGGCAUGGCGUCUCGGAAGGAGGGCUCCGCGCCCGCCGGGCCCUCGUCGUCCUCGCCGUCGUCCUCCUCGGCCCCCUCAGCCCCCGGAGCCUCCUCAGCCGCCCCGCCCUCCUCCUCCACCCCUCCGCCGGCCCCUCGGGCGCCAAGGCCAAGGGGAAGCCCGCCGGCGGCGGGGCCGGGCUGGGCCCGGGGGACUCGGCCGUCAAGCAGGUGCAGAUCGACGGCCUGGUGGUGUUGAAAAUAAUUAAACAUUAUCAAGAAGAAGGACAGGGGAAUGAAGUGGUCCAGGGAGUACUUUUGGGCCUGGUGGUGGAAGAUCGCCUGGAAAUCACCAAUUGCUUCCCGUUUCCCCAGCACACGGAGGACGAUGCGGACUUCGAUGAAGUCCAGUACCAGAUGGAAAUGAUGAGAAGCCUUCGCCACGUGAAUAUCGAUCACCUUCACGUCGGUUGGUAUCAGUCCACGUACUACGGCUCGUUUGUCACCCGCGCUCUCCUGGAUUCCCAAUUCAGCUACCAGCACGCCAUCGAAGAGUCUGUAGUUCUCAUUUAUGAUCCCAUAAAAACUGCUCAAGGAUCCCUCUCCCUCAAGGCUUACAGACUGACUCCUAAACUGAUGGAAGUUUGCAAGGAAAAAGAUUUCUCUCCUGAAGCAUUGAAAAAGGCGAACAUUGCCUUUGAGCACAUGUUUGAAGAAGUGCCGAUUAUAAUUAAAAAUUCACAUCUGAUCAAUGUCUUAAUGUGGGAGCUGGAGAAGAAGUCAGCUGUAGCCGAUAAGCACGAACUGCUCAGCCUGGCCAGCAGCAAUCAUCUGGGGAAGAGCCUGCAGUUGUUGAUGGACAGAGUUGAUGAGAUGAGUCAAGAUAUAGUCAAAUACAACACAUACAUGAGGAACACCAGUAAACAGCAGCAGCAGAAACACCAGUACCAGCAGCGUCGUCAGCAGGAGAAUAUACAGCGCCAGAGCAGAGGAGAACCGCCCCUUCCCGAGGAGGACAUGUCCAAACUCUUCAAGCCACCCCAGCCACCCCCCAGGAUGGAGUCCCUGCUCAUUGCCGGCCAAAUUAAUACUUACUGUCAGAACAUCAAGGAGUUCACAGCCCAGAAUCUAGGGAAGCUCUUCAUGGCCCAAGCCCUCCAAGAGUACAACAACUAGGAAAAGGAGCCAAGUCGUUCGGUGUGAUGAGUUCUUUCCAAAUAAGGCCUGCCUCCAGACUCUCCGCAUCUUCCAGGGAUGGCUCUUCAGAAAGAAAAUUGGCGCAUUAGAAAUUUUUUAAAAUAUCCCUUUAAUCUCGGGUGCCAACCACGGCAUUAAAUCUAACCUCUUCGGCCCCCCAAAUAAAAAUGCAAACCUGUUUUCAGUGUU
This is a messenger RNA of Tachyglossus aculeatus (Australian echidna), 1818 nucleotides long. It is a transcript of the gene EIF3H, whose product is annotated as eukaryotic translation initiation factor 3 subunit H. The record is from RefSeq and is a predicted model, not a curated record. Gene Ontology annotation, molecular function: protein binding; metallopeptidase activity; translation initiation factor activity. The coding region runs from base 1 to 1608 and encodes 535 amino acids. Gene Ontology annotation, cellular component: eukaryotic 43S preinitiation complex; cytosol; cytoplasm. NCBI's taxonomy places the organism in Eukaryota, Metazoa, Chordata, Mammalia, Monotremata, Tachyglossidae. The transcript has 9 exons.